GAUAACUAAUGUUCCAAAUGUAUUUUGUUUUUCAGUUCACACACAUACACACACAUGAAUCAUAGUGUGAUUCACUAGUUGCAUUACCGUACGCAAAGUAAAUUGUUUAAGGCCUAACGAUGGCAACUCAUGCGGAAAAGGACUUUUUUCACUUGAAUGUCAGUGUACACAAAGCACUCAAGGGAAUAGAAGGGCCGUUGAAAUCCAAACAUGCUCGCUCGAUUAUCAUAAUCAUACACAGAUCUAAGGAAGCACAAACAUUUUGGUCGCUUAUCACUCGCCAACCCAUUAUGGAAAAUAGAUUUACGGCUUGGAAGUUCUGUCAUCUAUUGCAUAAAGUGUUAAGAGAAGCGCACAGGUGUGUUAUUCAGCAAUCGCAGAAGCAUCAGAAAAUGAUUUUGGAAAUUGGAAAGUCGUGGGGUCAUCUGCAAGACGAUAUUGGAUAUUGUAUUAAGGCAUACAGCAAGCUGCUGGUAACAAAAAUCAACUUUCAUGACAAGAAUCGAAUGUAUCCAGGAAACCUUUUAAUAAGUUUUGCGGAACUUGCUAAAGCCUCCAAUAAGGAUUUAAAUUACUACUUUCAAUUAUGCGUGGAAAUUUUCGACUAUCUGGAGGAUAUUAUUGCUCUACAAGUAGCCAUUUUUUCGUCUAUUAAUACAUAUCGGAUAUCGUCGAUGACCCAGCAAGGCCAAUGUAGAUUAGCGCCAUUAAUAACUCUCAUUCAAGACUCGAAUCCAUUGUAUGAUAUCAGUGUCAGAAUUAUGUUUAAACUCCAUGAAAAAUUACCAAAUGAUGUGCUUUACGGUCAUAGAGAUAGGUUUUCUGGCAUUUUUCCAAAGUUAAAGUUGUUUUAUGAUAAUGUGAGGCCUUUGCAAUACUUUAAUGACCUUAUAACUGUUCCACAGUUGCCAGAUCAGAGUCCGAACUUUAAGUCUCAAGUAGAUUUUGGUAGCUAUGUACCACCCGUGGUACUUGUCCAAUCGGAGCCCGAUCCGGUAGUAGAUGAUCUUAUUGACACUAACUUUCCCCAUACUGAUGACAAUACAGAUCAUGUUCAACAAGAUCACAUUUUAAAUGAACGUAUUAAUGUCUUGGAAAAUAUGGUGGAAGAUAAGAGCGAUAUAAUUAUACAACUUAACGCCAAGCUAGAUGAGUGGAAACAUACUUAUGAGGGACUAGAACAGAGUUAUAAACAAGAUGUUCUAGAGCUACAAAGAAGUAAUACUUCAUUAUCUAAUGAUUUGGCCUCAGCAAAAGAAAUUAUUGCAAAUAUACGCAUGGAAAAAGAUGAUCUGGAACUGCAGUUGACUAAUAAUCCCAUUUUAAUGCAAAAAGUAGUUGAAGAAGAGGAGAAACAAAAGUUAUCAUCAGAAAAGUUUAAUAAGUUAAAAGUGAUGUAUACCCAAAUAAGAGACGAGCAUAUAAAUUUAUUACGGCAGCAUAGCGACCAUUCCAAAUCGUUAAACAAAGAAAAGCAGCUUAAUUCGGAAUUACUGUUGCAGAUUAAAGAGCUAAACAAUGAAAUAUUGAAACAUAAUGAAACGAUAGCAGCUGAUAAAAAUAAUAAUACGCAGCUUUUACAAGAAAUAGAAGAGCUUAAGAGCCAAAAUACGAAACUUGAAUCAACAGGAAAAGAAAUAGAAACAAAAUAUGAGGCUACAAUAAAUGAGCUAACCAAUGAAAUUUCAAAGAAUAAUGAAACGAUAGCAUCCGACAAAAAUAAUAGUAUUAAGCUGUUGCAAGAAAUUGAAGAGCUUAAGAGCCAAAAUUCAAGACUUGAGUUAACUGGAAAAGAAAGAGAAACAGAAUAUGAGGCUAGAAUACAUGAAAAGGAAAGUGAAAAUUUGGAUUUAAGUUCAAAGGUGAAUGUUUUGAAAGAAACAACUAUAGAGCUUGACAAAAUUAAAUUAAUCUUGCAAGAAAAAGAACAAAAACUUGCAGAAGCAGAAAACUUAUUAAACAUAAAGAAUAAGGAAAUGGUCGAAAGCCUUAUAAAGUCUGAAGAAAAAUACCUAAAACUGUCAACUGAGAACGAAGAAUUGCAAGUAAAUCUUAAACGGGAGUUUCAAGCCUUAAGCAAAACUUUCGAUGAAACCGAUGUCAAACUUAAACAAAAGGAAAUCGAACUAGAGGAACUGGAGGCUUCUUUGUCUUUGUUAAAUGAGGAAAAAAUAGUAUCGACAAAACUCCUAACGGAUACGCAACAAAAACAGAGCCAACUCGAAAGAGAUUUACUGCAAGCAUUGACCAGAGUGGAUUCUAUCACAAUAUCAAAUAAACAAUGUGACGACAAAUUACAGACAAUGAGGAAAUUAACGAUUCAGACUGUGAAAGAAAUAUGUGCUUCGAAAUUGAAUGACGGAGCUCAGCAACCAUUGGAAUUUGUUCCAAAAUUAUCGUCAGAAAUUGAUACUUUGCUAAACAAAUUGGCUGCCUGCAAUCAUAUAUCUAUUGAUGGAUGCGUCGAAAAAAUACAUGACAUUAUAUAUUUAGGAUAUUACUUUAUAGAACUGUACGAACAAUGUGAUAUAAUUUAUACAACUACAACAGAAAUUGAAAAAGGACAGGAUGUUUUAAAUAGAGUUCGUUCAAUAUGGCCAGACUUACUGCUGCUAUUUGAAGCUGUUGAACAUGAUGACAAAAAUAAGCAGUUCGAUUCCCUCGUUAAAGAGAUACAUAGGAAAUUAACGGAAUUAAAUGCGCUAGUACAAGGCAUACUGAACAACUUUGAAAACAGCGUCGAUCUUGAUAAGUUGAUUGAAGUAGAACUUAAAGAGAUGGACGCUGCUAUUGAAGAAGCCGCUUCUAAAAUUAUUGACCUGCUCUCUAAGUCACGGGAGAACGACAACAAGAUAAAGCUUGAAGUAAAUGAGAAAAUUUUGGAGGCCUGCACAGCCUUGAUGGAGUGUAUUAAAGUGUUAAUUUUGAAAUCGCGUGUGCUUCAGCAAGAAAUUGUUUCUUCCCAGAAAGGUAAUGCAACAGCAAAUGAAUUUUACAAACGCAAUAGUCAAUGGUCAGACGGAUUAAUAUCAGCAUCAAAGAGCGUGGCCAAGGCAGCAAAUUAUCUAGUUGAAGCUGCCAAUACUGCUGUGAACAAUGAUUCUGGACAAAACUUUGAGCUUAUAGUCGCUGCCCAAGAAAUUGCUGCCUGUACUGCUCAGCUGGUGAUAGCAAGUAAGGUAAAGGCGAAUCGCAACAGUCAAAAUUUGGAUAAUUUGACAGCUGCCUCACGAAAUGUAACCAAGGCAACUGGAGUUGUUGUUGCCACUGUAAAGGAUGGCAAUUCACGACAGGAGCAACAGCAAGAUAAUGAUUUACGUAAAUUAACACCAUCUCAACUUAAAACUAUGGAAAUGGAUAUUCAAGUUAAAGUAUUAGAACUGGAACAAGCGCUUCAAAGUCAACGCUUCAAGUUGUCGGCAUUUCGAAAAGAGCAUUAUCAGAAAACAGAAUACUAAAACAAAACAUAAUGUUUGUUAUCGACAAUUAUUUUUAUUAAAAUAUAAU
Messenger RNA from Drosophila novamexicana, 3507 nucleotides. It is a transcript of the gene Hip1, whose product is annotated as huntingtin-interacting protein 1. Lineage: Eukaryota; Metazoa; Arthropoda; Insecta; Diptera; Drosophilidae. Gene Ontology annotation, molecular function: clathrin-cargo adaptor activity; actin filament binding; clathrin light chain binding. Gene Ontology annotation, cellular component: actin cortical patch; clathrin-coated vesicle. The record is from RefSeq and is a predicted model, not a curated record. The transcript is spliced from 8 exons. Gene Ontology annotation, biological process: actin filament organization; endocytosis; clathrin coat assembly. Bases 120 to 3458 code for a protein of 1112 amino acids.